GAGCGGCGGCUGUGGCGGUGGCGGCUGGGGCAGCCUCGCCGCUGCAUUCCACGCGGCGGUGGUGGUGGUUGUUGUUGUGGUGGUUGUUGUUGUGGUUGUUGCCGUCACCACUGCCCACCGUUAGUUGUACACGCCCGUGUCACUUUACCGUCGUUUUAUUGCCUUCGACAACUUUUUACGGCUGUUUCGAGGGCGAUCAGAGGCGUCGCGGCGCGCGAUGAUGCACACGCGGUGCCGGGUUCAUCUAAAAACCACGUGAAGACUACAUUUCCGUUAAACAAACAAUGGACGUAGCAUAGUUACAAUUGACCCGCAGAGCGAUGGAUUGUAUCCUUUCAUGAAAAUGGACCGCGACGAUGGGGGAAAUGAGGGAACAGACCUGGACGCCAGCGAAAAAACCUACAAUGAAACUCACAAGCCUCUGGAAGACAUGGACGAGGAUGGCGUUAUUAUGGUGGAAGGAAGCCGAUACCGUGUCGAAGCUUGUGGGACCGUUCCACUUAGCCACAUCGCAGAGACUGUGGAUAAGGUGCGUCCUCCUCGCAAGCCUGGCUUAGGUGACGUUGUUUCGCAGGCUCCCUUGGAUGUCCUAGACAUAGAGGAGACUAGCUAUCCUACUACCGACUCUCAGGAUGCUGCAGCUCUGUCGGCAGAAGGGACAACAGCCGAUGAAGCACACGACGACCUCAGCUUUCACGUCAGCGAACUAUUGGAUUCGGAUGCAUUGCCGGCGUCGUCGGAAAAGCAGCAAAGUUUAGAAGUGGCGGAUGAAGAUGUGAGCUACCGCAUCAGCGAGUUGCUGGACUCUGAUCCAGUGGCUAUUUCUGUGUCUCUUGCGGAAGACGCCACCCUCAACAUCAGCAACGAUGAUACCUUCCAAAGUGAAAACUCACCAGAGCUCGCCAAAGAUAUUUCGCCCAGGAGGAUGUGGAGGGUAUCCCCAGAGCAAGGCAUCAUGGCAAGCACAAGCGGCCCUGCCAGAGAAGUGGGGAGUGGACAGCACAGGGCUUCACCUCAUGAACAAUUGGGAAUGGAGUCUGCGGAUGAUUAUGACGAUGAGAUUGAAGAAGGCGGAAGGACGAGCGAGGAGGAAUCGGACCUGCCAUACGACGGAGACCUGGACGAGGGUUCGGAUUUGAACCCCAACAGUGCGAGUAAUACGUCGGGUACAGGGCAGUCGUGCACUCAUUCUUCCGAGCUGCAUGAGAAAGGAGCGUUGUCUCUAAGUGGAAGGGAACAGUCCACUUGCCUAAUGAACCUGGCACUUGAAAAUGAUCCAGGGGACCGUGAGGGACUCGACGCUCAAUCGCUGUCACGCGAUAUCAAUGCAGGGCUGCGUUAUUCACUUGCCGAUGAGACGGGAGCACGGCAUGCUUUGGUAAUCGAAGAGGAGCACUUGUUACGUUCAAAUGAUGACUUUGUUGGACCCAGCAAUAAUUUGUAUUUCUCACAAAUACGAGCUGAAGUGUUUCUCACAGAAGCACACGAUGGAAAGUAUUUAUCAGAUACAGUCGACACAAUUGAACACUCUUCAGAGGCACGAGGCAAUACUUGCAAUGUAGAAGAUGAAAUUGUCUGUGUUGGUUCAGCCAAUGAACCAAAAAACACUAUUCGCUCAGACCAGGAAAUGCAAUACAAAGCCUAUGAACAUGUACUUAUUACGGCACAAGCGCAACAUGCACAGUCUACCUUUCAACAGCAGCCUUGUGAUAUGUUACACAGAGAGCAAGAAGUUAAGUUGGAAAUAUGUAAUGAUGUAAUUGAGCCCACAGCCCAAAAUUCAAAGACUGCCAUUGAACAAGUCAGUCACCCGUUUGCUGAGGAUGAACUCAGUUCCAGACAUUACAUUGAAGCAGAAACUAUGCCCGAAAUUUCGUUCACAGAGAGCGUCGAUGCUGCCGCAGCAGCUAAACAAGCUGAUUUUUUAAUCAAAGAUGAAUUCCAUAGGAGCCAUAAAGAGGGCAGCAUGCAAAUUAUACCUGAACAUGCCCAAUGGCUCCCCAGCGCUGACGAAGGUGCACAGACCUCUUUAAUUAUUGACCGUGAAAGUGUUGAGAUGGGUACAAAUGUAAACUGCAUGGACGUGUGUAAUUCCGCAGAACCUUACAGUCAGAUAUCUUGUAUUAAGAAGCAAAUGCUAUCAGUAUUAAAAUCAGACAAUUGUGCAGCUAAUGCACCAUCUGAUAGGUCAAUAUUGCUGGAUGAUAACCAGAAACAGAGGAGAGGACAAGUUAAUUACCCGCUGCCAAACUUGUCGAUGGUUGAGCCAAAAAUUAGGUCGCAGAAGAAGGCAAAGACCAAAGUAGAUCGAUCACCGUCUUCCACAAAGGCCAGUGUCAAGUUGGCCAGGUCUGUAUCGCACAAGCCCUUGGUUGCAACCGUACGGGAGGUCCUCAACAGCACAGAGCUUCCAUUGGUGUCGUGCAAGACGCGCUGCGUUACCCCCGAACCUCAGGAAGGGACCCCCACAAUGCACAGCGACAACAGAAGCCCAAACUCUAAAACAAGCGCAGAUAUGGUGCGGCAGCUGCAGGAGGACUAUGAUAAGCUACUGACGAAGUACGCCGAGGCCGAGAAUACUAUCGACCACCUCCGGCUCGGUGCCAAGGUGUCACUGUUUGUCGAUGCACCAAAACCUGCCAGCAGUGCCAUUCAUGUGGGAACCUUGAACACCCCAAGCCGGCCUGUAACCCUCACCAUCCCAAAACCACAACAGGCGUGGCUCAUUCAGCCAGGGGCAGGAAGUCAAGAGCAUCCAGAUGGUGACUCAGGUGGCGCAAGGUGUUCCAUGCAUGAAGAGGAGGCAACCCCAGGGAUGUGCCUGACACGGGAGCUGGCCAGCCAAGCAUUAUGUUUCAGGGACAAGGUCAAUGAAUUUCGGGAACUUUUAAACUUGGGAAAACUGUCGUUGGAAAAUCAGCAGGAGGCCUUUGAACAGCUGAGGAGGGACCAGGAUGUCCUAGAGCGGCAGUACAUGGCUCGGAACGAGGAGCACCGAGCCCUGCAAUUACAGACUAAUCGCUGUGGAAUGGCCGGACACUUUGAUCCACACCGCGAGGUGGAAGGUGCGAUUUUUCAGCUGGGGAUGAGCCUGGAGGAGAUGAAGGAGCAGAUGGACGCGAGUCAAUGCAGACCGGCGUCUCCAGACACAGCGGCGGCCUCCACGUCACUGUCGGCCACCGCUGUAAAGACACAGCGAGUCCCCAGCAGCCACUCUGAGAGUCCAUUGUCCGUGGUUAUCCACCAACACAUCACCUUGGACCUUGUGGAAGGGAGCGAGACCGACGAUGAGGUGGGGAGCGAGAGCAUGGAGGAGAGAAUGGGAGAUCAAGAGAGCAGCAGAAGUGAGACCCACACGGAGCCCGGGGAGAGUGAUAAAGAAGGAGGAGAUACGGUGGAGGAGGAUCGGGGAUCGGCCCAUGGUGGAGACUCGUCAGGGCUGAGCUCACAGAGUUACCAUCGCGGCUCCCAAGCAACGGGCAGGGCAGGGCCGCGCCAACAUCGCAGCGUUGCAGCACCAGCGGGAAGGCAGCGCCGUGAUCGGGCGCAGCUCCCCGACGUCUGGGCUCAAAGCAAAACGGACGACCGAUCGCAGAGGUCCACGGCCAAUGCGAAGGAAGAUUCCAAAAGCAAUACGUGUCGGAGUCGAGACAUGGAUGGACGGGAGGAGGAUGAGUUGUUUGGAGGCUCGGGAAGGAGGGCGCCGACACCUCAACCGCACUCGCCUCUCCAGCCAAGUCAGCAGCCUCCUCUUCCUCUCAACGUGAUGUUUAAUUCUGUGGAGCCACCUUCUCUGUUUGCCGAGCACAGACACCAAAGAGACAUGCAGUCUAAAGAGCAUCCGAAUCAAAAGACUACAGAAGCUGGAGAAAUAUCUCGGCACGUAAGCCAUAUCAGUCUUGCCAGCAGUGGAAUCUCUUUGCAAGGGAGCUUCGAUAAUUUCCAGCGACACAGACAUUCCAUCAAAGAGGAGCGCGUGAUUUCUCCCGAGACAGACAGUGGUUUCGUUGGCUCGGAGAACGGGAGGAUAACUGGCAGGGCCUCGAGUCUGGCUGAGAGUCUGCGUCUCACUGCAAGGAGCAGCAGCUCCCACCCGUCUCUGCCCGAGGAGGAGUGCGAGAGCGACGCCCCAGCUGUUGCACCGGUGUUGGCGGAGCCUGCGCGGCAACGCGGGGUCUGGCCCGACGCAGAGGCCAGCGAGGCGGUGGGAGCGCACGGACCGCGCGUGGCACGCAGACCCGGUGCGUCCUCAAGCCGGUGGAAUGCGAGCGCGGCGAGCGACUGGGACUCGCGAGGCCGCCAGGGUCGAGAUAGAUUGGACGAUUUGGAGCGUGAAGACGUCUGCAGUCUGGAUGGAUUUCCCUGUCGUCCACUGAAGAGAGCAGAAUUGGGCGACCUUGACGGAGAACAUCCCAGGGGGAACGCGGCGUGGAGCCGGGCGGCUAACGGGCUGCAGAGCGAGGAUGGCGACCCACCGUCGCGGCCGUGGGAACGCCCCCACAGCGACGACCUCGCGGCAGCAGCAGAUGGAUCGGUGCUGCGGGGUCCCAGCGAGGAGGUGGAGGCAAGGGAGCCGGGCGUCACACCCCGAGCGAAACGAACCCCGUCUGAAGGGGCCUACCCCGACCUGAGUCGCCUCUCCGUAGGCCCGAGGAGAAGAAGUAAGACUGCCGCACGGCCAGAGGUGAAAAGCAUCCCGCGAUCAGAACCGUGGACUCCCCGCUUGCGCUCUUCUCGAGCCACCCUCUCCCUGGCUGACCUGCGGCACCGCGACGAGGAAGCGGCGGUGACCCCCACAGCCUCGCCGCCUUGGGCCACUCCCCCACGCCGAGCAGCCACGCGGGGGCAUCAGUCGCGCGACCACCUGCUCGCCGGACCCUACAGCGGUACCAGCAGCACUGGAGGCCAAACAACAUUAGGUGUGGAUUACAAAAGUUUCCCUCCAGGCAGACCGUCUGGAAAAUUGUUUGAGAGUGACCAUCCCUGCCCGAGGUGUUCUUCAAAAGCCAGGACAUCAGAGAGACAUUGGGACAGCGGGACAAAGAGGCUACUUUGUCCCGUCUGCAAUGGUUCCGGGGUCUGCAUUGAGUCGAGUAGCCACCAUGAAGAUGAUCCGGUGCUGGAAGAGCUGAGGGAUGAGACGGAGCACUCGCCUCAAUCGAGGAGGCAGCGGCACAGCGAAGUCUAUCCAGGGCUCUACUCGGGGUCCUAUGUCUACCCAGCAUUCAGAUACGGCCUGCCCUCAGCGCUGUACGUGUCGCCGUAUCACUCCCGCUUCUACCUGCCGGAUCCACCACCCAGGAGCCAGGUGCGCCCACGCGGAGUCAGCAACGGCCGGGCACGCAGCGAAGACAUCGGCGUGUCCUGGCAGGGCUCCGGGCGGGAUCUAUGCAAGUCUCUGGACUGCGCCAUCAGGACGGCCGAGGGGAUGCGGCGCACCAGCCAGAGGAUGGUGGAGUUCCUCUCCAGGGAUAUCGCCCAUGUGCACGCCACACACCAGUUCCUCUUCCGCUGACACCGCGUGGCGUCGUGCGCUCCGUAACCACUGUUGGCGAACUCACGCUGGAUGCCGCGGUGGGCAUCUUCACACUCUUUGUGGUACAGUAUCACGGCAAGGCGUAGUGGUGCACGCCCGCGAUCAGGCACUUUGGGAGGUCAGGGUUGGUGGUGGAGCACGAAUAUUCGUUGAAUUACCAUACCCGCAGAGCUGCGAUGUGGCUUAAGAGAUGGCAGUACUGGAAGCGGGGUUUAUGAGAACAUCUGUGUGAACCUUAGUGUUAUUGCUUCGUAUGCCAGGUAUUCCUUUUCGCUCCCACAAAGCACUCGAUGAAAAUUGAGAAAACAUCUCAUGAAAGUUGAGAAUUAGCGAGGCUUUCCUGGAUAAUUACAUUGUUACAACUUACAUUCCAAAGUAUUUGGUAAUGCUUGUUGAGACAGUCAUGUUGGACCAAGGCCCAUUGAGACAUGUCUGUAACGGCAUUGUUAAGUGUUUUAUGGCGAUUAGGUGCACAGCUUGUAUUACCAUACUGUUAAAUUUCAAAAGUGCAACACCCUUGCCAGAAAUAUGAUGAAAUGCAACUCCCCAUUUUUCCAGUUGCAAGAAGAGUAUUUAUUGUUAGGUCGUACUGCAAUGCAAACUAUUGCAUAGCUUUUAGAGCUCUUAAUGGUUGUCAAUUUUAUAGCUCUUUAAAACCCAUCAACUCUCUGAACUAGUCAUUUAAACUUCGAAACAUAUGGCCAUACGAGCCACGCAACAACACCAUUUAAGUAUUAAAUUAUGGCAUCCGGUGCCUUCAUCAGUUCAGGAGUUGCAACGUUGCCUUCAGCACAUCUUAUCCUGUGUAAUACAUUGAAUAAGACAAACACUUAAGACAAUCAAAUGCUGCUUUAACGGUUCCAAUACAUUUUUACAGUAACAAUUGUAUUUACGGAUAUUUUAAAUACGGGGAUUGCAAAGACAAAAGUUUUGCACUUGAGGUUUUUUGUAAUGAAAAGUGUUUUAAGGGGUUUUCUUCUACAUUUUAUUUGAGAUUCAACAGCAUUUACCAAAUGUUUUAAAUUAUUGAAUUUGAUAAAAAUGUACAUGUACACUUUUUGACUUAUUGUAAUAAACUUGACGAUAUUUCCA
This is a messenger RNA of Lethenteron reissneri (Far Eastern brook lamprey), 6628 nucleotides long. RefSeq names its product microtubule organization protein AKNA-like. NCBI's taxonomy places the organism in Eukaryota, Metazoa, Chordata, Hyperoartia, Petromyzontiformes, Petromyzontidae. The record is from RefSeq and is a predicted model, not a curated record.